AUGACACCCAUCAGAUCAAUGACAAAAUAUUUAGCUACACACCUAAGAUCAUUUCACAAGCGCGGCCUUAAGCGCACAAGCUUUGAAAAGAGACUACUUGGACUUUUCUUUACAAACAAAAACAAGAAACUAAAGCCUCCUAAAAAAGAAAAUUUAAGAUGUAAAAUCAUUCGCGGACACAAGAAGCUUAUUAGGCAGUUUCAGAAGUCUACUACUCCGAUUCGAAACUUAAACAAAUGCGAUCUCUCAAUUAGCCAAUCUGCGGAACUUUGGGAUGUUAUGCAGAAUCAUUAUUUUAUUAAUAAAAAUGAACUUGACGAUAUAAGUAGAACAGAAAAUGGGCCGAAAACUGAUGGAAAGACAAAAAGAGGCUUAGGCAGAAAAGGAAUUCAGAACAGUUAUAAUUUAUUAUUCUGCAAAGAAUAUUUCAAGUCUUCAGUAGUAAAGCAAUCUUUUUUUUAUUAUGUCCAGUUUUUAUUUUCAUAUUUGGAGCCUGAACUCUUGUGUGAAAAAUUUGAUUUGAGAUGUUGCAGAUACGAGCAUGAUCGAAAAUGUGCAGAAAAAUGGUUGCUUUUAAAAAAAUACUUUACAAAUUAUAUGAUUGAAGAUUUAGAAACCACUCCAUAUGUUCCUUCUCAAGACGAAAAUUAUUUGCCAAUCUUGGUGGAUUUGCAGAAUACUCCAGUUGAAGGUUUAUAA
Messenger RNA from Blepharisma stoltei, 699 nucleotides. Lineage: Eukaryota; Ciliophora; Heterotrichea; Heterotrichida; Blepharismidae. The record is from the annotation of a GenBank genome assembly.